Sesamum indicum (sesame) is the source of this 2343-nucleotide messenger RNA. It is a transcript of the gene VAD1, whose product is annotated as GRAM domain family protein. The record is from RefSeq and is a predicted model, not a curated record. NCBI's taxonomy places the organism in Eukaryota, Viridiplantae, Streptophyta, Magnoliopsida, Lamiales, Pedaliaceae. Gene Ontology annotation, biological process: negative regulation of programmed cell death.
ACAAAGACUGAUUUCACUUCAGCAAAUUCCCAAACCCACCAAAAACAAAAAGCCGAUCGAUACCAACCGACACUCUUACUAACCGUUGCCCACCCCCUCCCACGGGCCUUGAAGUCAUCGUCACACCGACGGCGAGUAUACAUACGCAAUUGAAUACACACCUAUAUGCGUACGAAUUGAGUUGCAAUACCAUGGCGGCUGUGGUCUCGGAGCAGAUGGUGGACCCCGCCCCUACUUCCGCUCCUCCGAUUGCACAAUCCAUGGAUAAUCAUAAUUCUUCAAGACGUUUCUCCGCCGACUCGCCGGAAUCACUUGAUCCGUCGUUAGCUUCGUCGGCUCCCAGCUCUUCCACGCAGCUUGAUUCUCAGACUCAAUCGCCUUCAAGAGUUGAAGAAUAUCGGCAGCUGUUUCGCCUUCCACCUGAUGAAGUGCUUAUCCAAGAUUUCAAUUGUGCCUUGCAAGAGAAUUUUCUUCUUCAGGGUCAUAUGUACCUAUUUGUCCACUAUAUCUGCUUCUAUUCCAACCUAUUUGGUUUUGAGACAAAGAAAAUUAUUCCAUUUCAUGAAAUCACAUCUGUACGAAGAGCGAAAGCAGUAGCUGUUUUUCCAACUGCCAUAGAAAUAAUGGCAGGGGGCAAGAAGUACUUCUUCACCUCUUUUUUAUUCCGUGACGAAGCUUUUAAGCUUAUUAGUGAAGGUUGGCUGCAACAUGGCAAUGGGUCUAAGGAAAUUGCAGAGCAGCAGGAGCGAAAGUCUGAUGCAAGCAGUCAGGAGAGUGGCAGUUCUAUAGUUGAGGAAUCAGGUAUUUCCAAGCAGUACGUGGAUGCUUUGGAUGUCAUUAAGAGUGAUAAGAAUGGCCCUAUGUUAGAGGAAUCAAAACAUGUUGGUGAGGUUGAACCUGAAAUUAUCUCAACAUCUUCGGUCAUGGAAGUUCGGGAACAAGCGAAUGCAGAUGUUCUUCCCGCUGUUGAGUGUUCAUCAUCAGAAAAAUCUUCAGUUUGGAAGCCUGAGGAUAAUGAUGCACCUGGAGUUCCUGAAGGAUACACCAAAGUUGCCGAGUCAAAGUUUCCGAUACAGGUCGAGGAGUUCUUUAAUCUUUUCUUCUCUGAUGCUGGUGUGAAUUUUCAGGAGUCAUUUCAUAGAAAAUGUGGUGAUAAAGAGUUCAAGUGUACUCCAUGGCAUCGUCAUGAAAAAUUUGGGCACACCCGUGAUGUAUCAUUUCAACAUCCAAUUAAACUCUAUUUCGGUUCAAGAUUUGGGAGCUGUCAAGAGGUUCAGAAAUGUCGAGUCUACAGGGAUUGUCAUUUGAUUGUCGAUACCUCACAAGAGAUCAAUGAUGUACCAUAUGGGGACUACUUCACCGUGGAGGCACGCUGGGAUGUAGAGAAAGAUGGCAAUGAUUCCAGGCCUGGCUGCAUAUUGAGAGUUUACAUCAAUGUGGCUUUCUCAAAGAAAACCAUGUGGAAAGGGAAAAUAGUGCAGUCUACAUUAGAAGAGUGUCGAGAAGCUUAUGCAAUUUGGAUUGAACUUGCACAUGAAGUGUUAAAGCAGAGGAACCUGGAGAAGGAAGAAGGAGGUCAUUCAUCUAACAUGAUUUCAAAUGACCAAGUUCAACGGGAAAAGCUAGCGAGAAAUCAGCAAUUUGUGGAAUCCAAGGCAAUAGAUGUGGGAAUAUCACAAAUUACUCCGGAGGUGAAGGAUAUGAACCAGCGGGUGCACGCUCCUCCACAAGGAAAUGUCUCCGAUGCAUCAGUUGGAUCUCUGUUCAAAGAAACCUUUGCCAAAUUUUCGACGUCUUUCAAACAUCAGAACACUCCGUCCCUAUAUAUGGUCAUCACCAUUGCUAUAAUUCUUCUUCUGAUGCAGAUAAGCAUCCUCGUCUUAUUAAGUAGACCCCAGCGAAUCCACGUGAUCCCUCAGGCAGACUGCAUGAGCAGUGUGCGUGGAUUGACUGAAAAUCGGGGGGAAGCACUUGCCUCCCUGAAUAAGCAAAUUAAGUAUCUCAAGGAGGAGAUGUAUUUUGUCGAGACUAUGCUGGAGAAGCUGCAUAAUGAGCACACGCAGCUCCAGGGGAAAUUGAAGGACUUGGAGCUCUUCAGGAACCAAAGAAUCUGACAAAAGCGUUGUACAUGUAUAUGUUGAGACAUCCUCCUAUUCUUUGGUAAACGUACGUUGAUAUUGUAAAUACCCAAAGGAAGGGGCCGUGCCACCAUUAGGUAAAAAGUAUCAGCACCAACGACUUCUGAUGCUGUGGAUCUGGUCGAAAAUGACUGUGUUUGUCAUUUGUUGAUCUAAAUAUGUAUGCUAUGUAAGACGGACGGAUUUCCUCCGGUAUUGUGUGAAG